AUGGGGGCUUUACCAAAUCAAAACAAAUCAACUACUUUUCUUGGAAUUUCAAAGAAUACCAUCAAAAAGUGUGUUGUUAUGUUUUUAAUUGCCAAUCUUGGAUAUGGAUUACAACUUUCCUAUUCAACACCGGUUGCAUUAUCACAAACCUAUUUUAAGGAAUUAAAAAUAUCAGAGGAACAAUAUGGACUCUUAUUUUCAGUAUAUUCACUCCCAAAUCUGAUAAUGAUUAUUGUGGGUGGAAUUCUAAUCGAUAUUUUGGGAACCGAUAUCAUCAGUAUUAUUUUUUGUGGAAUCGCAGCAUUCUCAUCGAUUUUCACAGUGCUUUCGAUGCCACAUUUUAAUUUGAUGAUGGUCGGUCGUUUCCUUCUUGGUAUGGGUGGUGAAACUCUUUUGGCAUGCGCAACAACAAUGAUUCCAUUGUUUUAUUCACCAAGAGAAGUUCCAAUUUGUAUGGGUUUCUUGGCAUGUUGGUUCUAUUGGGGAAAUUUAACAGCUAUGUUAGCAUUACCAACCAUCAAUUCCAUCUGGGGAUUCAGACCAGCUUUAUGGUUAGUGGCUGCUGUCUUCAUCCUGGAAUUUAUAUUGAAUUUAGUUUUAUGUAAAUUUAGAGAGAGAUUAAAAUGGUCAGAUCAAAUUGAUAGAAGUGCAAGUGCAGUUUCAUUAAAACAUAUAAAUAGUGAGGUUUCGAUGAUGAGUGAAGAUAGAGAUUUACAAGAUCCAGAUAAUGAAAGUCCAACCAUUUCAUUGAAUGGAGAACAACAUGUUCAGGGUGCAAUCCAAUCGAAAUGGGAGAUUUUCGUGUACAAACUUUCCGAGGUUAAAGAUAUGUCUAAACGUUUAUCAAAGAGAUUCUGGUUAUUGGCACUGAUAUGUUUCAUUUCUUUCUACACCAUGUUUGGUUUGGCUAUCAUCGGUACCGAUGUGUUGGAGCACAAAUUUGGUUACGACGAAUCGAAAGCAGCACUCAUCAUGGCAUCGGAAGCUAUGGUCAAUGGAAUCUUACCAAUGUUUACCGGAAUGUUUAUUCAACGUGUUCGUGGCAGAAAGAUCCAGUUGAUGAUUUUAGCUUGUAUCCUGCUUGGCUUGGGAACUUUCUUUUUGAAUGUAACCGAAUACUUGGAUAUGAAAGCACCACUCAACGAAUCACUUGACUCACCAUACUCCACCGCUGGCAUGGACAAUCCACCCGAGCAAAUCGUUGAGAAAGAGGAAAACCUUGGUACUAUUCAAGAUGAAGAGGUUGCAGAUCAACAUCAACCAAAUAUCAACAAUAUCGGUGAUGAGGAAUAUGAACCAAUUAAUUCAGUAAUUAUAUCUUAA
This is a messenger RNA of Heterostelium album PN500, 1323 nucleotides long. RefSeq lists its product as uncharacterized. Bases 1 to 1323 code for a protein of 440 amino acids. The transcript has 5 exons. NCBI's taxonomy places the organism in Eukaryota, Evosea, Eumycetozoa, Acytosteliales, Acytosteliaceae. The record is from RefSeq and is a predicted model, not a curated record. Gene Ontology annotation, biological process: transmembrane transport. Gene Ontology annotation, molecular function: transmembrane transporter activity.